Messenger RNA from Lodderomyces pseudojiufengensis, 1893 nucleotides. RefSeq names its product MDR family MFS transporter. Gene Ontology annotation, biological process: transmembrane transport. Gene Ontology annotation, cellular component: membrane. Gene Ontology annotation, molecular function: transmembrane transporter activity. The record is from RefSeq and is a predicted model, not a curated record. The coding region runs from base 1 to 1893 and encodes 630 amino acids. Lineage: Eukaryota; Fungi; Ascomycota; Pichiomycetes; Serinales; Debaryomycetaceae. The transcript has a single exon.
AUGACAGAAUCAAUAAAAAGUUCGAAAGAAGAAUCACGAUCAUCUACAUCAUCUCCGAAACCGCACGGCAUUAACUCUAAUGAAAACAUUGAGAAUAGUUCAAGUUUAUCAUCUUCAAAUCAAAAUGAAACACUAGAGAAUGAGUCAAAACAUGAUGGGAAAUAUAGAGAGGCAGAUGCAGGAGAUGGAACACAAGCACAUGAACAACAUUUGACUGGAUUUCAAUUAUAUUUGACUAUAUUUUCUGGAAUGAUUUCAUUAUUUUUAGUUGCUUUAGAUCAAACAAUUGUUUCAACAAUCUUAACAAUAGUAGGUGAUAAAUUUAAUGCAUUUGAAAAAGUUGGUUGGUUAACUUCAGGAUUUUUAUUGUCCAUGGCAUGUUUAAUACCAUCUUAUGGGAAAAUUUCAAUAGCAUUUGGAAGAAAGCAAACACUACUAGUUGGGAUAGUAAUAUUCGAAGCUGGUUCACUAAUAGCCGCAUUAAGUAACUCAAUGGAUUUAUUAAUAGCAGCAAGAGUUAUUCAGGGAAUUGGUGGGGGUGCAGUACAAUCUACAGUUCUAAUUAUUUUCACUGAAGUUGUUCCAAUAAAUAAAAGAUCCCUCGUUUUUGCUUCACUUUCUUUAUGUUGGAUGGCUGCAAGUGCAUUGGGACCGAUUUUGGGUGGAGCAUUAAGUGCUUAUACAUGGAGAUUUUGUUUUUAUAUCAAUUUAAUAAUUGGUUGUGUUCCUUUUUUGAUUUUAGUAUUCUUUUUCAAACCACCGAAAGUUGCAGGAGAAUUUAAAGAUAAGAUUGGUAAAAUAGAUUUUGUUGGGACUUUUUUCUUAACGUCGGGCUUAAUUUUGGUCCUUUUGGGUCUAACCUUUGGAGGAGCUGAGUUUCCUUGGCGUUCUGCUGCGAUAAUUUGUCUUUUCGUUAUUGGUGGAUUAUUAUUGAUAUGUUUUGGUGUUUGGAAUUUCAAGUAUUCAAAGAAUCAAAUAAUAUAUACUGAAUUUGUUAAAUCCAAAUCUAUAAUGAUGGCAGUGAUCAGUGCAGCUUUUAAUUUUGGGUUUUUCAUUAGUAAUUUGACUUAUUUGGCUAUUUAUUUUCAAGUUAUCCAUCAUGCAAGUCCUUUGCAAUCAGGUAUUGAUUUACUACCAUUAGUCGUGACUGUUGCAAUUGCAUCUAUGGUAAAUUCAUUUUUCAUAAACUUGACAAGAAGAAUUCAAUGGACAAUGAUAUUGUCCGGAAUGUUAGCUCCACUUGGUACUGGUCUUUUUCUUUUAUUUGAUGAAAAUUCCGGAUUGGGCGUAAGGUUUGGAGUGUUGAUAGUGAUUGGUAUUUCAAUAGGUUUACAAUUUCAAAGUUCUUUAUUAAGUGCUCAAUUAGGUGCUCCGAAGGAUAAGCCUGGAGCAUUAAUUAUGGUUACUGUUUUUCUUAAUUUCAUGAGGAAUGUUGCUUCUACUAUCACUGUUACUAUAGCUCAAUUAUUAUAUCAACUAACAGGAACUGCAUAUAUCGAAGACUUACAACGAACUAUGACGAAUAAUUUUGAGGGAUAUUAUGAAUUAAAGAAUAUACCUGCAAGGACAUUGAUCUCUAAUCCAAAAACAGUGCAUGAACUACCACCAGAAGCAGAAUCUUUGGUUUUACAUCAACUAAUGAAGGCAUUGAAAAACGUGUUUUAUUUUGGAUUAGCAUUAGCUGUUGUUUCAUUUAUAGCAUCUUUAUUUACUACAUCUAAAAAAAUUCCAAAAGCAAAAGAUGUGAAACUGAAAGAUAAAAAAACAGACGAAGAACAAAACAAAGAGGAGCCAAAUGGAGAGAAAACCAGCAAAAGUAGUAGUGAGGAACUUUUUGAAAGCAAUGACGAAAGAGUGAGAGAUGAUCGAAAAGUUCCCCAACCGAUCAAAUGA